AUGUCAACCGGGGAGACCUGGGACUUUGGAGGAUCUGCGCAAAAACGGUUUGAUUUAAAUUCAUCUUCCACUCAACCUUCUUCUUCGCUUCAAUCGAUAAUCCAGAUGAAUCGAAUGGUUUCCUCCUCUCAUGUGCUUUCCAAAAAUUUGGGGAAGACGACGGAUAUCCGAAUGAAUCAGAUUUUGGAAAACAGAAACGACGAUGAAUAUCUCGGACGUCGAACAAAGAUCGUGUGCACGAUGGGUCCAAGCUGCUGGGAUGUGGAAAAUCUCGAGAAGCUUAUCGACGCCGGAAUGAAUGUCGCCCGCUUGAAUUUCUCUCAUGGCGACCACGCCGCUCACGCGAAGACAGUCGCUAACCUCCACGAAGCGAUGAGGAGGCGAAACAAGAAGGUUGGAAUUCUCUUGGAUACAAAGGGACCGGAAAUCCGAACAGGAAUGUUAAAGGACCACGCGAGUAUCAAUCUCGUUCUCGGCCAGACGCUGAAGGUGACGACUGAUUACGACUUCCUGGGAGACAGUAAUUGCAUCAGCUGCUCGUAUCCAGCCCUUCCUCAAUCAGUGAAGGUUGGAGGCAAAAUUUUGAUGGCUGAUGGAACGAUUACCCUCGAAGUCAUGUCAAUUGGGGACGACCACGUCAUGACGAAAGUUCUCAACAACGCGACCAUGGGAGAGCGGAAGAACAUGAAUCUCCCCAACGUCAAAGUUGACCUUCCCGUCUGCGGCGAACGCGAGAAAAACGAUAUUUUGAGUUUCGGAAUUCCCCAAGGUUGCAAUUUCAUCGCUGCGUCGUUCACCCAAACAGCGGAAGAUGUUCGAUACAUUCGUGAGGUCCUUGGUGCACGCGGUCGCCACAUUAAGAUCAUCCCGAAGAUCGAAAACGUCGAAGGAAUUCUUAAUUUCGAUGAAAUUUUGGCUGAAGCCGAUGGAAUUAUGGUCGCUCGAGGAGAUAUGGGCAUGGAGAUUCCUCCUGAGAAGGUUUUCCUCGCCCAGAAAAUGAUGAUCGCAAAAUGCAAUAUUGCAGGAAAGCCCGUCAUCACUGCCACACAGAUGCUUGAAUCCAUGAUUAAAAAUCCACGACCGACACGUGCCGAAGUUGCAGAUGUCGCAAACGCCGUUUUGGAUGGAACUGAUUGCGUCAUGCUUUCUGGAGAAACUGCUGGAGGCGCUUUCCCAAUUGAAGCAGUUCGGGUGAUGGCUAAAACGUGUCUUGAAGCAGAAGCUUGCAUCGACUAUCCAGCACUUUACAACGCUAUCCAUAGCUCUGUUCCUCGCCCAGUUUCUGUUCAAGAAGCUGUGUGUUGCGCAGCGGUUGAAACUGCCGAGGACAUCAAGGCUUCUUUGAUUAUUUCUUUGACAGAGACUGGCCUCACAGCCAAGCUCAUCGCGAAGUACCGUCCCUAUCAAGUCGUCCUCGCUCUCUCUGCAUCAGAAUCAACCAUUCGUCAUCUACAAAUGCAUCGGGGUGUUGUUUGCAUUCAAGUUCCAUCGUUCCAGGGAACCGACAGCGUUAUUAAGUCUGCUUUGAUUGAAGCCAAGGACGCUGGCCUUGUCUCAUCCGGCGAGACUGUGGUUUGCGUCCAUGGAAUCCAAGAAGAGGUUGCAGGAGGCACAAAUCUCAUGAAGGUUGUUGUUGUCCCUUGA
This is a messenger RNA of Condylostylus longicornis, 1644 nucleotides long. Its product is annotated as pyruvate kinase-like. The coding region runs from base 1 to 1644 and encodes 547 amino acids. The transcript has 5 exons. Gene Ontology annotation, molecular function: magnesium ion binding; pyruvate kinase activity; potassium ion binding. Gene Ontology annotation, cellular component: cytoplasm. The record is from RefSeq and is a predicted model, not a curated record. Lineage: Eukaryota; Metazoa; Arthropoda; Insecta; Diptera; Dolichopodidae. Gene Ontology annotation, biological process: glycolytic process.